Molecule: messenger RNA, 255 nt
Organism: Anisakis simplex (herring worm)
Lineage: Eukaryota; Metazoa; Nematoda; Chromadorea; Rhabditida; Anisakidae
Source: the annotation of a GenBank genome assembly
AUGGGUGAUUUCGUCUUCUACAGUCUACUGGUCGGCAAGGCUGCGGCCAGUGGAAGUGCGUUAUGCACAAUGGGUGCAGCACUCGGGGUCAUCGUUGGCCUGUUGGUGACGUUGAGUCUGUUCUCGAAAGACGAUGAAUCCACUCCAGCGUUACCGAUAUCAAUCGCGUUCGGCCUUGUCCUUCACUUCGGCAUUCUUCUUCUCAUUCAGCCAUUCCUCUGCCACAUCAACCACAAUUUUUACAUAUUCAUUUGA